CGCGCCGCCAUUUCGACCUUCACCGAGUGAACAAAAACAAACAAACAAGAGUAUCACACUCCUACCGACCCUUAGAGGAAUACCCGUCAAGAUGGCGACUGCAGACCCCUUUGAUUCCGCCCUCGACCUCCUCCGCCGCCUCAACCCCAAACACACGGCCGAGCACCUCAACAACCUCAUCACCCUCGCCCCCGACCUGACCGAAGACCUGCUCUCCUCCGUCGACCAGCCCCUGACCGUCAAGCGCUGCAAGCAAACCGGCCGCGACUACCUGCUAUGCGACUACAACCGCGACGGCGACAGCUACCGCUCGCCAUGGAGCAACCAGUUCGACCCUCCGCUUGAGGGCGGCAACCAGGGCGGUAGCGGUGGAGAUGGCGAGGGAGAUGGAGGAGAAGGGGGUGCGGCGGGAUCGAUCAUGCCUGGCGAGAGGGUGAGGAAGAUGGAGAUCAAGGCCAACGAGGCGUUUGAUGUGUACAGAGAGCUGUAUUAUGAGGGGGGUGUGAGUUCGGUGUAUUUCUGGAAUUUGGACGAUGGGUUUGCGGGGGUGGUGUUGUUGAAGAAGUCCUCCCCAACCAACCCCUCCUCCUCGGGCGUGUGGGACUCCAUCCACGUCUUCGAAGCCUCGGAGCGCGGCCGCACCUCCAACUACCGCCUUACCUCGACCGUCAUCCUCUCGCUGGCCACCAAGGGCAACGCCCUCGGCGAGGUCGAUCUCUCGGGCAACAUGACGCGCCAGGUCGAGCAGGACCUGCCCGUCGAGAACGACGAGAGCCACAUUGCCAACAUUGGCCGCCUGGUCGAGGAUAUGGAGCUCAAGAUGCGCAACCUGCUGCAGGAGGUCUACUUUGGCAAGGCCAAGGAUGUCGUGGGCGAUCUGAGGAGUGUCGGCUCCCUCAGCGAGGGACAGAGGGAUCGCGAUGCGCAGAUGGAGAUUAUUGGGAGUAUGAGGAAAGCGUAAGCAUGCGCAAGGGCUACUGUGGUGGCAAGGGGGGAAAUGGUUAGUUGGCAAAGACAAAGCGAAGCGAAAUGCUAUUGUUGUGUGAUUAGCAGGCGUAUUUGAAACGGUAUUUUCGCGAGAAAGAGAGAGAGAGACAAGAAGAGGGCGGGAGGACAUGUGUCUCUGCUUGGUAUACUACAUCUCUCUCUCUCUCUAAACAAAUUCUACUUAAUAAUUCAUCACACACA
This is a messenger RNA of Neurospora tetrasperma FGSC 2508, 1188 nucleotides long. Its product is annotated as F-actin capping protein beta subunit. Gene Ontology annotation, cellular component: F-actin capping protein complex; cytoplasm; actin cortical patch. Gene Ontology annotation, molecular function: actin filament binding. Bases 92 to 961 code for a protein of 289 amino acids. The record is from RefSeq and is a predicted model, not a curated record. NCBI's taxonomy places the organism in Eukaryota, Fungi, Ascomycota, Sordariomycetes, Sordariales, Sordariaceae. The transcript has 3 exons. Gene Ontology annotation, biological process: cell morphogenesis; actin cytoskeleton organization; barbed-end actin filament capping.